Chara braunii is the source of this 3485-nucleotide messenger RNA. NCBI's taxonomy places the organism in Eukaryota, Viridiplantae, Streptophyta, Charophyceae, Charales, Characeae. The record is from the annotation of a GenBank genome assembly.
UGGUUGGGAGAGGCAGGUACUAACUGCCAGUUGUAUACCUUUUGGGACUUCGGUUCCAGCUGUAUACCUUUUGGGACUUCGGUUCCAACCAGAGGUGUGGAGAGGUAGUUCCGAGCAUUCCUCUCAGGAAUACUCCCCGGCUCCAACCCGAGUUGGGAGAGGUAGGUCCGAGCAUUCCUUCCUUUCAGGACUUGGGUUCGGACCAGAGUUACGCGAGGCAGUUAGUGAGUAUCAGCCCACCACCGAGUACUCCUUCGAGGACUUCGGUUCAGACCAGAGUUAGGAGAGGUGGUUACUAUAUACCAGACCUCCGAGUAUUCCUUUUGGGACUUUGGUUCCUGCCAGAGUGUUGGGAAAGGCAGUAAGUAAGUAGGUACCAGCCCUCCGAGUAUUCCUUGCGGGACUUCCGUUCCGCGCUCGAGUAGUCGCAUGAAGCUGUGCUGUGUGUACAAUGCAGACCAGAUUCCAUGCAUUCUAGGAAAUUUAUUGAUGUGCAUAUCUUUUGGCCUGUCCGGUGUGGCCGCAGAGCAUGUAUUAUGUGUCUGCUUUGCUCUGUCUGGCGGCAUCCGCAUUGUCGUCACACAUUUGUGCUAAAUUGCAGUGGAUCUGCAUCCAGUGUGGCAUGACCACAAGUCUUCGUUUCAUUUUUCCCCUUUUAUGUUUGGUUUGCCGGUUUCAGAUCACCGUGCACAGUGGAUUCUCAAUUCAGAAUGAUUUUAUUCUACUGGAUUCGAACUUGGGUAUGUCAACAGUUCCUGGGUGUACCAACUGGGCGAGGCCCCGUCGGUCAGGCGAUCUCAAUAGUGGAUCUUAAUUUCACCACUCUCAAUAGUGGAUCUCAAUUUCACCACUAGAUUCACCGGUGCAAAUGAUUCUUAGUGCAAGCUCAUAACACCCCUGUUGAAGAGAACAGGGUCAGAUGGGCUUUUUGGACUUGCAGUCCUUGAUUGACUCGCGGCAUGAACCGCUGUGUGUUCGAAGGCAGGCCAGGAACAGAAACCAGAGAGAUUCUGGAUUUGAGUUGAUAGAGAAGCUCGAGGCGUGUAGCUCGAGUGCAGACAGCCUGCUAGGGGCAAGGGCCCCUGUUAUCGAGGAUCAUCGAUUCAGUCCUGAUUGACUCGGCACGAGCUGCUGGUUCGAACGCAGGCCAGGAACAGAAACCAGGGAGAUGUUGGAUUUGAGUUGAUAGAGAGGCUCUAGGUGUGUAGCUCGAGUGCAGACAGCCUGCUAGGGGCAAGGGCCUAUCCGUCCACCUGUUAUCGAGGAUUGUCGAGGGUUCUGAUGGGGUGGAGUUGUGUUGGAUGGAGGGAACUUGUGUCAUUAAUAUUAGUAGCGGAAAAGGGGCAGAGGAGCAGUGUUUACAGAGUGAAUUCGUCUCUCUGUUGUUUUUUCUGACUCUGGUGGUUUGGGAUGACAUUGCAGCACGAGUUGGCUUGCUGGCCUGCAACAGCAUGAGUGGGCAUAUCUGUUGAGCGGAGUCCAAGCAAUAGUGCAGAAUAUCGUAGUGGAUUUUAUGCGUACAGAGCAAUAAUAAUAAGUUUGGAGUGUAAUAAGCGUUUAAUUGGCUGCAGACAUACUUUUUUUUUCUUUUCUUAACUAUCUAAUAAUAAUAAUAAUUUGAUACUAUCGAUAGUCAGAUAAGGGUUGGAGGGGGGUUACUGAGGCCCUGUGAUCCUGUCCAUGGACGGAGCCCAAACUGCUGGAAGAAGGAAGCGGGAUGCCAGUGAGCCUGCUAAAGUAUGGUUGUUGACGGCGUGGAAACAGCAGGGUUGGGGCUGCUGGACGAAGGCAGCUGCAUGGCAGGGAGGCUGCUGCGGUAUGGUUGUUGACGGUGGGGAAACAGCAGGGUUAAGGCUGCUGGAAGAACCAAGCUGGAUGCCAACAGCAUUGUUAAGACUGCUGGAAGAAGGAAGCGGGAUGCCAGNCGGUGGGGAAACAGCAGGGUUAAGGCUGCUGGAAGAACCAAGCUGGAUGCCAACAGCAUUGUUAAGACUGCUGGAAGAAGGAAGCGGGAUGCCAGGGAGGCUGGUAUAGUAUGGUUGUUGGCGGUGUGGAAACAGCAGGUUUGGGGCUGCUGGAAGAACCAAGCUGCAUGGCAGGGAGGCUGCUGCAGUAUGCUGGUUGUCGAUGGUGUGGAAACAGCAGGGUUAAACCACCAGUACACAGCCCCAGCCUUGCAGAAAGAAACGCGUCGCCACCGCACCGUAGCACGGGAACGUGCGGGCCAGGGCUACCAUGGAUCAAUUCAAUCGGCGGCCUCCGAAGCGUUGCCGGCCUCGGAAAGGAGCCUGUGGCCGAUGUAUGGGUGUAUCGGUGGUUUUAGGGCGCUGGAAGAAUCAAGCUGGAUGGCAGGGAGGCUGCUGUUGUAUGGUUGUUGAUGGUGCAGAAAACAGCAGGGUUAAGGCUGCUGGAAGAAGCAAGCUGGAUGCCAACGAUGAGGGUUUGUUAUCGUGGCGUGCCCUUCACUUUUAUCCUCCUCCUCCGCCUCCUCCCGACCCUGACCUACAUUGCCAAUGGCGCUGUGGUGUCCUUUAUGGGCUCAUAGGUUCAUGUGUUGUGUUAAAAAAAAACACGAUGGUUUCCUUAUGGUAGUGGGGAAAUCCUUUAUGGCUGAGGGUAGAUCGUGAAUGUGGGAGUAUGGUGUUUGGAAGCCGUUAUGCGGAAUUGCAGGUCAGGAGCAGCUGCCAGGGGAGGGAAUAGUUGCUCUUUCAGAGGAGAGUGCACAGCAAAUUCUUCAUUGUGUUGCCACGCCCCUCUUUGAGCACUCUCCUCUGUCAGAAGUGAAAAGUUCAGUCGGCAACUGCAUCGUCUGUCAUGAUCCUGUGACGUAUGUCGGGAGCAAGAAUGGCAAGGGAAAAAAAAAAAAAAAAAAAAAAAGGAGUGCAGUGCAACGUGAUUGGAUUGGAUGCCCAUCCCGGCAGGUUGUCAGCCCUUGGUGCCAGUCCGGAGGGAGUGCUUAGUGUGGGCUAUGGGGCCAGCGAGGAUGGAGAAAGGGAAACUAGAUCCAGCGACUUUGUAUGAUUAAGCUCAGAGAAGCCUACUGACAGACGAUGGGAGCCUCCGAUCAUCGCCUUGGUUCUGUUAAGUCUGUUCAAGGGACCCUCUUGCAGUCGCUUCCCCACGGGGCUUCCCCACGGGGCUUCCCCACGGGGCUUCCCCACGGGCUGCGAUAGUUUCACUUCAUUCUCUAGUUGGCGAUAUGCGUGGGCACAUCUAUUGAGGGGACCCUUAGGGUGAAAUGCAGGGUUUCUUGUCAGAGGCAAUUACGUUGAGCUUCUUGCCUGCAGGCCACUGCAGGCUGUUUCAGCGACCCUUUUUCGCAGUGAAACCUCUGUGUGGCUGUCUUCAAAGGGGUAAUGGGCCCGGAGAAACGAACAACCAUUUCUUUCUGGUCGUUUGCAUGUGUUGUAUUAAUCCCGCCCUUUUCAGUUUGUCCUUGGCGCUCUAUUUUCCUGAUUGUUUUGCAAUGAACAUUCAUUCGUUCC